Messenger RNA from Armigeres subalbatus, 2037 nucleotides. RefSeq names its product brahma-associated protein of 60 kDa (gene Bap60). The transcript has 4 exons. NCBI's taxonomy places the organism in Eukaryota, Metazoa, Arthropoda, Insecta, Diptera, Culicidae. Gene Ontology annotation, biological process: regulation of transcription by RNA polymerase II. The coding region runs from base 6 to 1733 and encodes 575 amino acids. Gene Ontology annotation, cellular component: nucleus; SWI/SNF complex. The record is from RefSeq and is a predicted model, not a curated record. Gene Ontology annotation, molecular function: transcription coregulator activity.
ACAUCAUGGGUAACGUAAGUAACGUGUGUGCUUACAAUGUGUGCGUGUGGAAAACAAAAUGCCGAACAGAGCUGUCAAAAUCGCAUCCUCGGAGAAGAAAAACUUGUCGUCGCUGCUUGGUUUUUCGCAAAUUUUAUUUAAUCGAUCUAGUGAGUGAUUUAACUGCCAGCAGGAGCAGGAAGCGCCGAAAAAAAAUGUCGCAACGCUUUCCUCCAGCGGGGCCCAGUGGUGCUCCACCCGGAGCUCCCGGCCCACAGCGCUAUCCACCUUCUCCGGCCGGACAGCCAAAUCAACCACCGCCCGGGAUGCGUCCGUACGGACCAGGGAACAACUUUCCGCCCCGUGGAUAUACUCCGCCUCCCCAGAUGCCUGGAGGGCCUCCGCCCCCAAGCCAGCCAGCAAUGCAUCAGCGUCCGAUGCAGCCGGGAUUCCAAUCGGGGAGUAUGCGUGGGUCACCGAUGCCGAGUGGGUCUUCCGGGGGGAGUAAACGUCCGGCGGAUAAUCGCAGCACGAUGAGCCAACCGCCGGCUAAGAGUGACUUCCCAGUGAAAAAGAAGAAGAAGUUAGCAGACAAAAUUUUGCCUCAAAAGGUACGCGACCUGGUACCGGAAUCGCAAGCCUAUAUGGAUCUGUUGGCGUUCGAACGUAAGUUGGACGCUACCAUUAUGCGCAAAAGGCUGGAUAUUCAGGAAGCCUUGAAGCGUCCUAUGAAGCAGAAGCGUAAGCUUCGAAUCUUCAUUUCGAACACGUUCUACCCGAGUAAGGAAACCGAGGGUGGUGAUCAGGGCGCGGAAAGUUCGGUUGCGUCGUGGGAACUUCGUGUGGAAGGUCGUCUGCUGGAGGACAACAAAUCCGACCCGAACAAGAUCAAGCGUAAGUUUUCCAGCUUCUUCAAAUCGUUGGUCAUUGAGCUGGAUAAGGAACUGUAUGGACCGGACAAUCAUCUGGUCGAGUGGCACCGCACACAUUCCACUCAGGAGACGGACGGAUUCCAGGUCAAGCGUCCUGGAGAUCGCAAUGUCCGAUGCACGAUUCUGUUACUGCUGGAUUAUCAGCCGUUGCAGUUCAAAUUGGAUCCGCGACUGGCACGACUGCUGGGAGUUCACACCCAAACUCGCCCGGUUAUCAUUUCCGCCUUGUGGCAGUACAUCAAGACGCACAAACUACAGGACGCCCAUGAGCGCGAAUAUAUCACGUGCGAUAAAUAUCUAGAACAGAUUUUCGGUUGUCAGCGCAUGAAAUUUGCGGAGAUUCCGCAACGCUUGAACCCGCUGUUGCACCCUCCGGAUCCGAUUGUUAUCAAUCACGUCAUCACCGUGGAAGGUGGUCUGGAGAACAAGCAAACCGCUUGUUACGACAUUGAUGUCGAGGUGGACGACACCCUCAAAAAUCAGAUGAACAAUUUCCUGCUGAGCACUGCCUCCCAGCAGGAGAUUCAAACGUUGGACAGCAAGAUCCAUGACACGGUGGAAACUAUAAAUCAACUCAAGACGAACCGGGAAUUCUUCCUGAGCUUCGCCAAGGAUCCGCAGACGUUCAUCCACAAGUGGAUCGUUUCCCAGACGCGCGAUCUCAAGACGAUGACCGAUAUCGUCGGCAAUCCGGAGGAGGAACGCCGGGCAGAGUUUUACUAUCAACCGUGGACGCAGGAAGCGGUUUCCCGCUACUUUUUCACCAAGGUCAACCAGAAGCGUGCCGAACUGGAGCAGGCGCUGGGGAUUCGGAACUCUUAGGUGUGGAGGAGCGACUGGUGGCCCAUACAAAUCUAUCGUUUGCUUAUCAUUUUAUCGACGUGCAUAUUUUUAAGUAGAUGUAGGCGGGAGCCGAGCGAUAAAGGAGACCUUAAUCAGGUGAGUUUAGCCUUUUCGAACAAUUCGCGAGGUUUCUACUUUUUGUUUUUGACAUCGUAGUAUGAUACUCUUUUCAUGUGGUCUGGAUUCAUAAUAUUGAUUUAACGAUAAUAUAUAAUAAUAUUGUGCUCUAGAAUACUACACACAGUAAAGCAAUUAUGAUUAAUAAAGUAUGCUCUAGACAAAA